Molecule: messenger RNA, 465 nt
Organism: Bactrocera tryoni
Lineage: Eukaryota; Metazoa; Arthropoda; Insecta; Diptera; Tephritidae
Exons: 2
Coding region: 1-465 (154 amino acids)
Molecular function (GO): nucleic acid binding
Source: RefSeq, a predicted model, not a curated record
AUGCAACAUAUGGUACGCCAAGAGUAUUAUGUUCCCCGUCUUAAGCCGCAAAUCAAGAAGUGCAUCUUCACGUGCAAGAUUUGCACUAUGCACAAACAGAAGAUGCGAACACAGAUUGUGGCAGCACUUCCACCUGAACGCUACAAUUUCGCUCUGCCUUUUACCACAACAGGUGUUGAUUUUACUGGGCCUUUCUCGGCAGUACAUCUGGAGCUAUGUAGUAAUCUGACAACAGAGGCGUUUCUCGCGGCAUUUGCUUGCUUCGUCGCUCGACGUGGUUACCCAUCCAAAAUCAUGAGCGAUUUUGGCAAAACUUUCAUUGGAGCUCAACAAGCCACAGAAAAGCAACUUGUGGAUUUCUUAAAACAAGUGUCACCCGACAUCGUACAGAAGUACGCCCCACAAGGUAUCAGUUGGCAUUUUAUACCCCCAAGCGCUCCGCAUAUGGGCGUUUUAUGGGAAUGA